AUGAAUAGAGCAAACUCAGAUUCCAUCCCUAAUGAUCUCAUUCGUGAUAUACUCUCAAGAUUGCCUACAAAAUCAAUCGCUAGGUUUCGUUGCGUGUCGAAGGUAUGGAAGUUGAGUAUUUGCCAGCCAUAUUUCACCGAGUUGUUGUUAUUAAGGUCCUCCACUCGUCCACGUCUCUUAAUUGGGGUCGAAAAAGAUGGUGAGUGGAGCUUCUUCUCGUCGCCUCAGCCUCAGAAUCUAGAUGAGAAGUCGUCCCUUGUAGUAGCCGCCGAUUUUCAUACCAAGUUCGGUCGAGUCGAUGGUGUAGCGGUUUAUGAUAUUCUGACAUUAGGAACUGAAAAUCCGAGGUGGACGGAGAUCACAUGCCCCUUUCCCUAUUUUGGUCAUCGUGAAAAGGGGAUAUGCAUUAAUGGUUUGUAUUACAUAUCUUAUGGCAUUCCGGGCAAAGUGGAUGAUCUGAUAGGUUGCUUUGAUGUUAGGUGUGAAAAGUUCAAGUUGCUAGAUAAAACUUAUGAUAUACUAUGCCGCUAUUGUGAAUUGAUAAACUAUAAGGAUAAAUUAGGUGUGAUUAACUGGAAGUAUGCUGAGGAUGGUGGAUUUCCUCUAGAAUUAUGUAUGUGGGUUCUAGAGGAUCUCGAGAAACAGGAAUGGUCGAAAUAUGACUACACUUUGAGGACUGAGGAUAAAGUCGUUAAGGUUAACAAAAAUCUUCACGUUGUUGGGGUGAAUGAUUCAGGUGAAAUUGUUUUGGCCAAGACAACGGCAUGUAAACCGUUUUAUGUUUUCUACCUCAGCCCCGAAAGGAACACUCUCCAAAGUGUUGAAAUCCAAGGCGUUACAGAAGAGGAAGAAUCGUAUAACAAUCCUAGAGUUUACUACUUUGUAGACCAUGUCGAGGAUCUUAAUAAGUUCGAUACUUUGAAGAUAGCACAUGCUGCAACACCAAUAAACCCACCAGAAUAG
This is a messenger RNA of Camelina sativa (false flax), 963 nucleotides long. NCBI's taxonomy places the organism in Eukaryota, Viridiplantae, Streptophyta, Magnoliopsida, Brassicales, Brassicaceae. The record is from RefSeq and is a predicted model, not a curated record.